This is a messenger RNA of Eurypyga helias (sunbittern), 406 nucleotides long. Its product is annotated as snRNA-activating protein complex subunit 1-like. Gene Ontology annotation, cellular component: snRNA-activating protein complex. Gene Ontology annotation, molecular function: sequence-specific DNA binding. The annotation marks the transcript as partial. Gene Ontology annotation, biological process: snRNA transcription by RNA polymerase III; snRNA transcription by RNA polymerase II. Lineage: Eukaryota; Metazoa; Chordata; Aves; Eurypygiformes; Eurypygidae. The record is from RefSeq and is a predicted model, not a curated record. The transcript is spliced from 3 exons.
UGGUAGAAUAAGAGCUUUGGAGAGGAAUAAGCUCACAAAGAAGACUUUAGAACUGGCGCAGCAAUACUUCUUACCCCCGUAUGCUUUCCAGAUUCGAGUUGGUGCUCUGUACCUUUUGUAUGGACUCUACAGCACACAGCUCUGCCAGCCAAAACAAAAGAUCAGAAUUGCACUCAAGGAUUGGCCUGAAAUCCAGAGAUUUCAACAGGAUCUGAUAGACUCCCAGCAUUAUGACGCAGCAUAUAUCUUUAGGACACUGCGACUUGCUCGAGCAUUCCAUUUCACAGCAAUGCCAAAGCUACUAAACUACCGAACUAAGAAGAAGAUUGAGGAAAAUGAACUUAAAGAAGAAUUUAAGGACCCAAGUAACAGAGUGAACAGCCUCAUCACUAAUGAUGUAUUGGAG